GCCUCUCGGGGUCUAGGCGCUCGCUGGUGCUCCGCGCGCCAACUAUGGCUCAGCACUUCUCCCUGGCCGCCUGCGACGUGGUCGGCUUCGACCUGGACCACACUCUGUGUCGCUACAACCUGCCUGAGAGCGCCCGGCUCAUUUAUAAUAGCUAUGCUCAGUUCCUGGUCAAGGAGAAAGGGUAUGACAAGGAAUUGCUCACUGUGACUCCAGAGGGUUGGGAUUUCUGUUGCAAGGGCUUGGCAUUGGAUCUGGAAGACGGGAACUUCAUUAAACUUGCAGAUAUGAAUGGCACCGUGAUCAGGGCAAGACACGGCACAAAGAUGCUGGCUCCAGAGGUGCUGGCGGAGGAGUACGGCAGGAAGGGGUGGAAGCGCUUCAUGCCAGACUUGGGAAUGGCCUGCCGGUCAAAAAAAUAUUAUUUUUAUGAUAACUACUUUGACCUGCCUGGAGCUCUUCUGUGUGCCAGAGUGGUGGACUCUUUAACAAAGCAGAACAAUGGUCAAAAACCAUUUGAUUUUUGGAAGGACAUAGUGGCUGGUAUACAACAUAAUUAUAAAAUGUCAGCUUUUAAAGAAAACUGUGGAAUAUAUUUUCCAGAAAUAAAAAGAGAUCCAGGCAGGUAUUUACACACUUGUCCGGAAUCUGUUAAAAAGUGGCUUCGACAGUUAAAAAAUGCUGGGAAAAUUCUUAUGUUAAUUACCAGUUCUCACAGUGAUUACUGUAGACUCCUCUGUGAAUAUAUCCUUGGGAACGAUUUUGAAUAUCUUUUUGACAUUGUGAUUACAAAUGCAUUGAAGCCUGGUUUCUUCUCCCAUUUACCAAGUCAGAGGCCUUUCCGGACACUUGAGAAUGAUGCGGAGCAGGAGGCACUGCCAUCUCUGGAUAAACCUGGCUGGUACUCCCAAGGGAAUGCUGUCCACCUUUAUGAACUUCUGAAGAAAAUGACUGGCAAACCUGAACCCAAGGUUGUUUACUUUGGGGACAGCAUGCAUUCAGAUAUUUUCCCAGCCUGUCAUUAUAGUAAUUGGGAGACAGUCCUCAUCCUGGAAGAGCUCAGAGGGGACAGAGACGGGAGGCCUGAGGACUCAGAGCCUCUAGAGAAGAAAGGAAAAUAUGAGGGACCGAAGGCAAAGCCUCUAAAUAGAUUAUCUAAAAAAUGGGGCUCUUUUUUUAUUGAUUCAGUUUCCGGACUGGAAAAUACAGAAGAUUCCUUGGUUUAUACAUGCUCUUGUAAGAGAAUCAGUGCUUACAGCACUAUUGCAAUUCCAAGUAUUGAAGCAAUAGCAGAAUUACCCCUGGACUACAAAUUUACAAGUUUCUCUUCAAACAAUUCAAAAACGGCAGGCUAUUAUCCAAACCCUCCAUUGGUCUUAUCAAAUGAUGGGAAACUGACAACCAAAUAAACCAUGUUUACUGAAAAAUGAAGUGAAGAACCAUAUAUGCAGCAAAUGUACUGUAAAAAUGUUAAUUUUCAAAAACUACUGUAAAAUGCUUUAUAGAAACAAAUUCUUAAUGAAGUGACCAAGAAAUUGGUAUGUUUUUCCAUAGGUCUCCUUUCUAUAGAGAUCAUCUUGAUACCCAACAACUCUCAUUAUGUUAAAAUCUCAAUAUCUUAGAACUGAAAAGAAUCUUAUUAAUACUUUCUAUACUAGUAGUUCUGAGAUUAGAAUCACCUGGGGAUAUAUAUAUAUACACAAAUACAUAUAUACAUACACAUGCAUAUUUACACAUUUGCCUAGACCAGUGGUUCUCAAAGUGUGUUCCCCAAACCACUAGCAUAGCAGCACCUGCAAACUUGAUAGAAAUGCAAAUUUACAGGCCCCAUCCCAGACAUACAGAAUCAGAAACUCUG
Messenger RNA from Balaenoptera acutorostrata (minke whale), 1855 nucleotides. Its product is annotated as 5'-nucleotidase domain-containing protein 1-like. The record is from RefSeq and is a predicted model, not a curated record. Lineage: Eukaryota; Metazoa; Chordata; Mammalia; Artiodactyla; Balaenopteridae. Gene Ontology annotation, molecular function: 5'-nucleotidase activity.